AUGAGCCUUUUGGAGAUUAAGUAUGUCCCGCGGCCUCCGGCAAUUGGACAGGGGUGCAAUCUGGAUUCCAUGAUUCUGCCGGAGGCCGAGGAGGUGCCCCACUUGCGCGAGUUGGACUUUUGCGUGAACGCGGACUUCGUGCACAUAGAGAACAAGUACGGCACCUUCAUCUGCGAGCCGCACCUCUCCUUCCCCAACCAAGUCUUCCCCUCCAACCCCUCAGACGCCCCUCCAGGGAGCUACAGGCAGAAUGGAGGGGAGGAGGAACCCGAGGACCCCUAUGUCGGGGAUAGGUCGAUGGACGAGCACUACGGGGGGUCGACCAUAAUGGCGUACGAUCCGCUCUUCAACUGGGACUCGGAGCGUGCUGCUGUCAUCGGCCACCGCCUGCCCAUCCGCCCCAUCACCUCGCCCUCCGUGGGCACGCGUUUCUCAGUGCGCAUCCUGGGCCUGACAGUGCAGGCAGGGCUGGUAGAACCAGUGAGCGGCACCAUGUGCCUGUACCACGCCGAGCGCCGUGAGAAGGCCUCCGAGGACUUCCACUUCCAGUUCCUGCCGGCGCAGUGGGAGGGUGAGAGCACGUCGCCCGACACAAGAGCCAUUUUCUCGGUGGACAAGGAGUCGGCGGCGCUGUGCCUGCUGGUGCAGCUCGACAAGGCUGCGAGUGAAGAGAGUGUCAAUGGCAUCAAGCCGGCUGUUUACACCCGCAAGGACCCCCCCACCCUGACAGACAAGGAGGCAGCGCGCCUGUCAGAGUGGGCACAAGUGAUGCCCUUCCGAGAGCCCCUCGCGUGGAUCACCAUCCCGCUCUUCGACUCCUCCGUCACCGGCGGCGUGGGGGGCUUCGGGGCCUCAGGAGGGGGCAGCUCAGGGGGAGGCUCGUCAGGGAGCCUGGGGGGAGGCGGGGGCGUGCUGGGGGUGGAAGGCGGGGGGAUGGGGGGAGGCGCGGGGUCGAGUCCAGUGGUGGAUAGCAAUGGGGUGCGCGUGCCGGCUUAUGAACUGGGGGGGCCACCAGUGCAGAUUGACAUUCCCACGUUGAAUCGCGCCAAGGAGUGUUAUACUGAUGACCAACUGCUGGACCCCAAGAAGAAGGCGCAGAAGCCAGUGCGCGUCUCCAUGCACUUCGAGGUGGAGAGGCUUCCCGGGGGGGCGGCAGGGGGGGCAGCAGCGGGAGGCAGUGUGACGCCGCGGUCCCUCAGCAGCAGCGCCUCUCAGAGGGAAAUGAACCGGGCGCGGUCGCAGGACUCUAUGACUUCAGACAUGGACGAUGUCAACAUGGUACCCAGGAGCCUCUCCGUCUCCAGAUUCCUUACAGGGUUCCAGGCGAUAGACUUCACGGACAUGGUGAGGGCGGAGCCGUUCACGCGCCUCGUGCAUCUGCUCUUCGUGUAUCCCCAGCAAGUCGCGCUGCCCAAGAAGCUCAAUCUCUUCGUGCGCACCGAGCUGCGCGCCGACGACCUCGACAUCCAACGCCCCUCAAUGGAGGCCAUCUUCCCCAAGGAGCGUAAUGGCCCCAUGCUGCGCACAGCGUCAACUCAAGUGGUGCAGGGCGCACGACCGGCUCUCUUCCAUGACGAGGUCAAGAUGCAGCUGCCCGCCUCUGUGUCGCCCGCACACCAUCUGCUCUUCACCUUCUUCCAUAUCGACCUCUCCCUGCGCUCCGAACGGCCCAAGCCGGUGGCGGUUGGUUAUGCAGUCAUGCCUCUUGCUGCUGCUCUACAAGCGUUCAAAGCGGAGGUGAAUCUGCCCAUAUCCAAGGACCUGCAGCCACGCUACCUGCAGGAGAGCACCAAGUCGCGGUUGACCUACUGGGAGGAGGGCCGCCCCAUCUUCCGCGUGCGCACGCGCCUGUUCUCCUCACUCCUCCCACUCUCCGACCGCCUGAGAGACUUCUUCCACCAGUUCGACCGCCACAUGCUGGAGGCGCCUCUGCCCCGAGAGGACCUCUUAGAGGCAAUCAACGCGCUCAAGACGGUGGACGUGGUGGUGCUCAUGCAGUUCCUCUACCCGCUGCUCAACAUGCUGCUCUGCAUGAUCGGGAAUGGCGUGGAGACGCUGCAGGUGGCCGCCUUUCGAGCCAUGGUCAACAUCGUCUCCAGAGUGCAGCUGGAGGUGGCACCGCAGACUGGCUCAACCCCCAUGGAGCGCUGUCGCUUCCUCGUGCACUUUGUCGACUUCAUCUUUGACGAUCUCGGUCGCAACCAGCCGCCCGUGUACCCCGGGCUCAGCAACGUGUGGCGUAGCCUCGCCCGCAGCAAGUCGCGAGGGUUCCGAGUGGGGCCGGUGUAUGCGGAGGCGCUGCAGAUGGCGUGGUUUGUGCUGGAGCUCAUCGUUAAGUCCAUGGACCUGGAACUGGCCCAGGUGCCGCAAGGGGAUGAGAUCGCACGUCUAAGGCUAGAGGACGAGGUGUUUCUGUGCAUCCGACAGCUCUUUGAGUGUCUGCUGGCCGAGGUGCACGAGAAGGCAGUCUCAGACCCGCCCCUGGCCAAGAGCCUCAGCUCCUCCAUCUCCUUCUUCUGCUACGACCUCAUCUCUGUCGUGGAUCCGCCGCAAGUCUUUGAGCUGGUCGGCCUCUUCCUCUCGCAGUUUGUGGGAGUAUGUCCGCCCAUGCAGCACAUGUUCAAGCUGCACUUCCUCCGCAUUGUCUGCGACCAUGACCUCUACAUCGAGACUCCCGGGCGGGGACCCACAGAGAAGAAUUAUCUGACCACAGUGCUGCUCAAGGACCUCUUUGUGAGCCUCGACCACGAGGACCCCAGUCAGCGAUCGCUGGCUGCGCGCAUGCUGGCCUUCCAGGUGGCGAAGCACGAGUACGAUGCGCGGUACCAGCAGCCGGAGCUGAAGCUGUACAUCGCGCAGCUCUACAUGCCCAUCGUCAACAUGAUCCUGGAUGAGGUCGAGACGUUCCACACUCUAGGGGUCAUUCAGAGGAGGCAGAUCCUGGUGGUGAUGCUCACAGUGGCGAGGAAUCUGGACAAUGAGACGCUGCUCAAGGCGUGGAAGCAGAGCGACGUGCGCACUCGCCUCUUCUUCACGCUCCUGCAGCAGGCCCUCGUGCUCUUCCAGCACCCGCCCCAGCUGACAGCUGGCAGCAAGCCCCGCCCCGCCGCCACCAAAUCCAGCCCCGCCACGUCAGCACCUGCCGACGCCACGCUGGCAGUGGAGCCUCCACCAAUCCCAAUGUACUCGGACCGAGUCUCCCUGGCAACCAAUGACCAGCUGGAUGAGAUGGCCCGGGCAGAUCCCAAGGCCUUGCUCGAGAGGGAGCAGAUAAUCCGAAAGGUUACGGGCGGCGCAGUGUCGGGCGGCAAGGGGUCGGCGGUUUCGCUCAGGGACGUGCUCGCGCGGUCAAGAAUACCGCCCAAAGAUGCCAUGGCGCUGAUGAGACAAAAUUUGCCGCCCAGCGCUUCUGCGAAGCUGUUAACAUGGGAAGCCAGUGUAGCGGCAUGGUGUGCGGUGCAGGUGCUGGAGGUGGUGGAGAAGUUCAGCGACAUGGCUGCUGAUGGGCUCGUUGCCACCGACUACCAAACCAUGGACUGCCUCACUGGCCCGCUCUCCGUCAUGCUCGCCCUGCCGCAGCCCAUGAGCUUCUGGGAGCCCUUCGUCCCAGCCUUUGCUGAAAUGCUGCGCCUGCACGGCAAGGCCAUGCUCGAUGGGCCACCCUCUGCUGCUGCAGCUGACACUGCUGACAGUGGCGGGGGCGGCGGGGCGGCAGCUAAGGGAGGCGAUGUGCUGCUCAAGGGCCUCUUUGGCAGCCUGCUGAGGCAGAUGGCCCUCCGCCCCGAGUUCAUCAGAAAGAGAGCGCUGCUCUGCCUGCUACUGCUCCUGCGCAACGCCCUGCUGCACAUGAAGGACGUGGAGCGCCUCAGAGUCAUCCUCACAGUCGCUCUCUCUGAAGUGCUCUCCCACAUGCGCCUCCUGCACGCGCCCUCGCCCUCCCCUGCCCCCGCCUCUCGCUCCUCCAGUGCCUCUAGCAUCGCUUCUGCUGCUGGCGGUGCGGGUGGGGGUGCUGGGGAACUCGUAGAGUCCGCAGAGGUUGAGAAGCUGAGGCUUUCGCUGGAAGAGCUUGGGACGGAGGAUAAGUGGUUUCAGCUGCUGGAUGAGUGUGGGUUACCAUCGAUCUGCCUUGAGAUUGUGGUGGAGGAGGAUGAGGAGAAGGAGGAGGAGGAGGAUGAGGAGGACGAGGAGGAGGAGUAUGAGGAGUGGGAUGAAGGGGGGAGUGUGAUGGUGGGGAGGAGGCGGAAGAGGGAGAGGGACAGGUGGACGUGGGCGAAUGUGGAGGAGACUCAAGAUAUGCUGCUCACGGUGGUGGAUGCGGCAUCACAGCACGAGCAACUGAUGGAGGGGCUGAAAACAUCCAACGACAAGUACGCCAUAGUGGAGAGCUACUACAUCCUGGCACAGGCAUAUGGGCACGUGCCCGACCUCUACAUCAUGUGGAUGCUGCACCUAUGUGACGCGCACCAGGAGAUGAACCAGUGGGCCGAGGCCGCCCAAUGUGCCGUGUCCGUGGCUGGCAUUGUCAUUCGGGGGUUGCAAAUCGCGUCGGAGGAACCUGUGUGGGACGAGGAGCAUCUGGAGGUGCUCUGGAGCAUCUGCCCUUUGGCCCGCCACCAGUGGCGCGCGCGGGCCUUCUCGUCCCAAUCCGGGUUUGGGGCGGCGCGGGUGACGGUGGAGGGGGCGGUGCAGCACGUGGCGAGGGCGAGCAACCUGUUCUACAAGGCGGAGCUCUUCCACUUCUGCGCGCUCAUGCUCUCCCUGCUGCUGCCGCUGCACCGCUCCCGCCACGACUACAAGCAGCUGACCAAGACGCACAACAAGAUAGCGUCCAUCUAUGAGAACGUGGAGCAGCAGGAGACGAGUCCCAUCCCCUUCAAGGACGCUUGCUACUAUCGAGUCGGCUUCUAUGGGGAACGUUUCCGAUACAUCGAUGGCAGGGAGUUCAUCUACCGAGAGCCGAGAGACGUCCGCCUAGGAGACAUAAUGGAGAAGCUGAAAGCACUCUAUGAUGCACGCUCGCCUGAUGAGGAACCUCUUCAGAUCAUCCAAGACUCACGCCAAGUAGACCCUGCCGCCCUCAAGCCGAACCUAGUCUAUAUGCAGAUCACCGCCGUCGAACCUGUGGUAGGUGCGGGGGAGGAUCGGUGGCUCGGCAGAUCUCUCGAGCCUUCGAUUGCCGGGACUCCAACGUUCAGUUGUUUCUUUUUUGACACGCCGUUUACGCCGAAUGGGAAGCAGCAAGGGAAGAUGGAGGAUCAGUGGAAGAGACGAACGCUGCUGUACACGCAGAGCACGCUGCCGAGCCUGAUUAGCCGGCAGCCGGUGGUUCGGUCGGAGGUUCGGGAGUACUCCCCGAUCCAGUGCGCUGUGGAGAUUAUUGAGUCGCGGUCGUUUGCGCUAGAAGCCGAAAUGGCCAGCCAGUUGGGGGAUUCUGGGGCGGCAGGGGCGGCGGGAGGCCCGGCGGGGAAGAAAGACCCGGCAGCAGUUGUAGCGGCAGCAAUGGCAGCAGGUUCGGGCCCGCUACAGCUGCCGCGGUUACAAACGCUGCAGCGGUUACUGCAGGGGAGUGUGGCGUUGCAGGUUAACAGUGGAGUGCUGGGAGUGUGUAUGGCGUUUUACCAGGCGAAUCCCCAGGGGGCUAAUCCGAGGGCCAAGGAUCCGGAAAAGUUACAGCCGUCGGAACUUGAGAUGUUGACGUCUGCGAUUGUGCGGUUCGUGGUGGUGUGUAAGCGGGCGGUGGUGGUGCAUGGGAGGGCGGUGACUGAGGAGGAUAGGGAUUUCCAGGAGCAGCUGGAACAGAGCUUAGAAGACCUGGAGAAGGAAAUUUCAGCUUUUAUUCCAGGCCUAAGGAAACGAGCAUCGGCUUACUGA
Messenger RNA from Closterium sp. Naga37s-1, 5871 nucleotides. Lineage: Eukaryota; Viridiplantae; Streptophyta; Zygnematophyceae; Desmidiales; Closteriaceae. The record is from the annotation of a GenBank genome assembly.